UAAUUCUUUGCGCGACCUGGAUCGCAACUCACUACAAUAGCUAGGAAAGGCCACCUAUCUAUAGUGGAUAUACGUCUGCACAACAGCAACCAAGUCCAUCAUGGUCGUUUAAUUAUGUAAUAUGGUUAUGAUCGCGUUGUUCAAGCGCCCAAGUAUUACAUUAAAUGUCUGCAUCAAACAGUCAUGACACGUCUACGUUGUUGCUGAAGAUAUCGUCUCUACAGGCCGAACUUUCACACCUACAACACCGGUAUGAUGCUUUACUUGCUGCUAAAGAGCGCGCCGCCGAGAGAUACAAGACCGACUACAAAAAGUGGCGAAUUGUCAAGCAGUGGCUUUGCGAGAGUUCCGAUUGUGGCAAGGAGGUGCAUCCAUUAUUGAAGGAUAGCAACUAUGAUAUCUAUCGGAAAGUCUCUAACACCGACAAACGACGCAUAUUUGAAGAAAUAGGUCCGGACCUGAGUGCGUUUGACGAGGAGGAGAAGCAGACGUUCAAGACGCCUCCUGAUACUCUGGGAAAGCAGCAGGAGAUACCAUCAACGCUCCACGCUUCGCGUAGAGAAACGACUGUUUCAACGAAAGUUGGGAUGCACUCCACCAAUCUAUUCAAACCCCCGCUCGUGAUACAUGAGCACUCAAUUGGAAAAGACGUCCGAAAUGAAGAACUACCAGCUGGCACAUCUGUGUUGCAGAGUACCGCCUCACAUCGAGAUCCUCCCAAGAGACGCGGGAGAUAUGCACAAGCUAUUGAUGCGACCACUAUCAAUUCACGCUUCACUGUAUGCAAAGAACGCAAUCACGGCGUAGAUUUCCAGUAUGAUGAGGUGGUCAAGAGCCGUGAAGGGCGAAAAAAGAUGAUUGGUGACGAUUGUGAAUGUUGUCGUGGUUACUACGAAGGUGUUGGACCGCUGCCCAUGCCUCUCCAGCAGCCGCUUUGGCGCUCACCCUCCUCGACGCCUACUAAGAAGCGCCGGUUGUCAUUUGACGGCCUCUCAGACUGCAAGGAAAAUCGCGAAGACAUCGAACACCACAAGACAGAGAUAUCACGACAUCGGCACCAUUGGUAUCGUGCCAAGACACCACCUGGCUACUGGGACAUUGGUUUUCCCGACACACAGGAGACAACUGACAUCAACCGACGUGCCGCAGAAAUGUAUGCACAGAAAUUGGUAGACAUUGAAAACGAAGCACGGAGUGGCAAGGGAAGAUAUGUCGAACGGAUAGUAUAAGUAUGCGAUAGCCCUGCAGGGCUAUGAUCAGGUUAUAGAUAUUUGUCCUCGGGACGAUGAGGAACUCGACCGACAUCAUAUAAUAUACCACACAAGGCGGAAUCGAUCACAAUGUCUUCCUCAUAGUUCGACUGCCUUUCAUGUUAGGAUUUAAUUCUGUCGACAACAUCAAGGA
Messenger RNA from Suillus bovinus, 1404 nucleotides. Its product is annotated as DNA repair protein endonuclease SAE2/CtIP C-terminus-domain-containing protein. The transcript has 6 exons. Gene Ontology annotation, cellular component: site of double-strand break. Lineage: Eukaryota; Fungi; Basidiomycota; Agaricomycetes; Boletales; Suillaceae. Gene Ontology annotation, biological process: DNA double-strand break processing involved in repair via single-strand annealing; double-strand break repair via homologous recombination. Bases 165 to 1229 code for a protein of 354 amino acids. The record is from RefSeq and is a predicted model, not a curated record. Gene Ontology annotation, molecular function: double-strand/single-strand DNA junction binding; flap-structured DNA binding; single-stranded DNA binding.